GGUGCCACUCAGCCGCUUUCCUCCAAUAGAAAAGUUGAGCUGAACGGGACGCUCCGGCGGGUGAGCUGUGGGGCGCUGCGGUUCGGGUCCAGGUGUGCCAUGAGGACAGUGUAGCCUACUGAAAUUUUGCCAUUCAGCCUCAAAGCUCUUUCCAGUUCAUGUCCUGUCUGUCCACUGCUGGUUCGUGUCCCUCUGCCCAUCCACCGAACUCACGUGGUUGCAAUAACUCGGUUUGUUGACCGUCAUGGCUUCUGCUGCUUUGCUGCUCCUGGCCCUCUCCUCCUCUGUCUCCCUCACAGUGGCAGUCCUGUUUGGUGAACCCAGAAUUUUUGGAGAUGAUGCUACUGGAUAUGGCCCCAUCUUUGAGGAGGAGCCUGUGGAUGUGGUCUACAUGGAGGACUCCCCCGAUGGGAGAAUCUCCAUGAACUGCAGGGCACGAGCGAACCCACCAGCUUCAUACAGGUGGCGCCGUGAUAACUGGGAAAUCAAGCUGAUGGAGCAGCCAGACGAGCACUACAGCCUCGUGGGGGGGAACCUGGUGAUCACCAACCCCAGACAGAAGAAACACGCUGGGACGUACGUCUGCGUGGCCAAGAACAUCUAUGGCACGGUCAUCAGCAAGGAGGCCAGGGUCAAGUUUGGAUUUGUGGAGGAGUUUCCCCAGGAGGAAAGAGACCCAGUGUACGUCAAAGAAGGACAGGGCGCUGUUCUGCUAUGCGCCCCUCCAAAAGCUUGGCCACAGGAGGUGACCUACCGCUGGAUCUACAACGAAUUCCCGGUUUUCUUGUACACAGACCGCCGUCGGUUUGUCUCCCAGAAGACGGGGAACCUGUACAUCUCCAAAGUGGAAGCUCAGGAUGCAGGAAACUACUCCUGCUUUGUUUCCAGCCCGAUCAUUGGGAAGAGUGUCUUCUCAAAGUUCAUCCCACUCAUCCCCUUACCUCCUGACGAUGGUGAGGAGAGAAAGUACCCAGCAGACAUCAGGGUGAAGUUCCCAGAUACCACUGCCUUGCUGGCCUCUAAUAUUACACUGGAGUGCUUUGCUCUGGGAAACCCCAUCCCUCAUAUUGUUUGGAGGAAGGUGGACGCCACAGACCUCCCAGCAAAUCAUGAGAUUAGUGAGUCAGGAGCUGUGCUUCAUCUGUACAAUGUGCAGUACGAAGAUGUAGGAGGAUACGAGUGUGAAGCCAUCAACACCAAAGGAAAGGACUGGCACAAGGCCUGGCUGUAUGUGGAGUCUGCUCCAGAGUGGGCAGAAACCAUCAACAACACUCAGAUUGACAUCGGCUCAGAGCACACCAUGCGCUGUGUGGCAUCAGGGAAGCCCUUCCCUUUCAUUCGCUGGUACAAAGAUGGAUAUAUGUAUGGGAAGGGGGAGUUGAAGUUUUCCAGUCUCACUUUUGAUGACUCAGGAAUGUACCAGUGUAUUGCUGAGAACUACUGGGGCAUCAAGUACGCCAACGCUGAGCUGCGAGUCAUCGCCUGUGCUCCUACAUUUGAGUUGAACCCUGUGAAGAAGCAGCUUCUUGGAGCCAAAGAUGGCCGUGUAGUAAUCGAGUGUAAACCCCGAGCUGCUCCGAGACCGCGGUUCACCUGGACGAAGGGCAAAGAGCUGCUCUUCAACAAUUCCCGGAUUUCCAUUCUGUAUGAUGGGAGUCUGGAGAUCCUCAACGCCACCAUCAAUGAUGAGGGGGUAUACACCUGCUUUGCUGAGAAUGACAGAGGAAAGGCCAACAGCUCUGGCACUCUCACCAUCACAGAGGCGACCAUCAUCACAGAACCUCCUGAAGACUCUGAGGUGCAGGUCGGCGAUGAGGUGAUUCUGAAUUGUGCUGCUUCAUACGACCCCAUGCUGGACAUUACCUUCAUCUGGGCCAUAGACUUCAGGGUCAUUGACUUUGAUGCUGAAUGGACACACUACGAACGUGUUACGAGUGAAGAUGGCAGAGGUAACCUGAGAAUAAAGAAUUCCCAGAUUUGGCACGAAGGUCGCUACACCUGCACGGCUCAGACAGUGGUGGACAGCGAUAUUGCAUAUGCUGACCUCAAGGUUGUAGGUGUUCCUGGGCCUCCUGGUGUGAUCAGGAUAGAAGAGAUCGGGGACACGUGGGUGAGGCUGUUGUGGACUAAAGGAGCAGAGCAUAACAGCCCCAUUCUCUUCUACACCAUUCAGACCAGACACUACUGGGCACUUAAUGAAGACGACUGGAGGGACGCCAGCACCACUCCAGCUGUUCUUGACGGCAAUGCAGAGAGGGCUGAUGUGACAGACCUGUACCCCUGGAUGGAGUAUCAGUUCAGGAUCUUCGCCACGAAUGAGUAUGGCGCCGGAGAGGCCAGCAUCCCCUCCCUCAAGAUCAAAACUUGGGAUGCUCAACCGGUGGUAUCUCCCACUGAUGUGGCGGGGUAUGGAGGUAGAAAUGGCGAGAUUGUCAUCACAUGGACUCCCGUGCAACCGUGGUACUUCUAUGGCAAAAAGUUUGGCUACAUUGUGGCAUUUAAGCCUCACGAUGCUUAUGACUGGUGGUAUGAGACCAUCUCAGACCCCGAGACCAGGCGUUACGUUCACAGGGACUCCUACUUUAUUCCCACUGAUGAAGACUUCCAAGUCAGAGAGUUUCAGGUGAAGAUCAAGUCGUUUAAUGUGAAAGGAGACGGACCGUACAGCCUCACCAAAGUCAUCUACUACCCAAGAGAUGUACCUACAGAGGCUCCGACAGAUGUCUAUGCCAGACCGGUGUCCUCCACUGAAGCUCUGGUGUGGUGGUUGCCAGUGGUCGACACUGGAACAGGCCUGCAGCAGUACAUUGAGGGAUACCAGGUCAAAUACUGGCGAAAGUACGACGACCCAGAGCCGGGAGCAAACCGUAUAUUUGUUUCAGCCUCUGUUAACCAGACCAGGCUGGAGAACAUGCUGCCAGACUCGCACUACCUCAUUGAGGUCCGUGCUUUCAAUGGAGCCGGCCUCGGACCCCCUGGUGAACACUGUGAGAUGUUCACAAAGAGGCCACCACCACCAGAUCCUCCCAGGAUGUGGCGCUAUGUUACCUGGACAGGACAGUGGUUGUAUGUGUGGUGGGAUCAUAUCCAGUAUGACUGGUUUGGCAAUAUUUCCUUCCCACUCUACUACAAGGUCAUGUUCAGAAAGACUGGCUACAUCUAUGGGAAAGUCUACAUCACUGGCUGGCACUUCAUGGACUUCCCCAUGCCUCAGACUGGAGACUAUGAGCUGAUGGUACGUGGCCGUUACGAAGGAGGGGAUGGCCCAAUCAGAAUGAUCAGCAUUAAGGGUAAAGUAUCGGUGAUCACGCCCACUCUAAGCCUGGUGUCUUUGGUGCUGCUGGAGCUGUGCAUCGCAGGACUGCAAAUUUAAGGCCUGCCACAAGUGACAUGUAUAUAUUAAACUCUGGGAAGUCAGUCUGUGGAUAGAAGAGAUCCAGUCUUCACCUCCAAACACUCUUCUCACUGAUAGUUAAGAUUAUACAUUGCGUAUCUGUUCUGUUGUAACACGACACAGGAAGUUCUUUUUCAUAUAAAAAAAGCAUUGGGUGUUGGCCUCGACACUUUUUAUGGACUUAAUUCAUCUACCAAAUGAACAACAGCAGUGAACUGGGUAGGACUCCAUUGAGAGGGUUGGAAAUGUGUCCCAUCAAAUCCAGAUGCUCUCUCAAAAGCCAAAGUCAAAAUGAAUGAAGGUGGAUGUUAUGAUUAAACUCUCCACACAGUGUAUUCAGAUAGAAAUAAAAGCAUCCAGAAAAGUCAUUUUAAGUUGUUUUCUGAAUGUAUAAAGUUAAAUUUAAGUUUAUUUCCUUUAUUAAUCCCCCUGAGGAGAAAUUCAAUGUUUUCACUCUUGCUUGUCAAUUACACACAGGUCCGAAAGACACACACAUGCACAUGCACAAACAAGACCUAUACAUGCACAAAUUGGAGACUAGGAAUUGGAGGCUAUAGUGAACUCUACACUCAAAGAGUCAGGUCCAAAAACGGAAAGGUAUAUUCGUGAAUAAGUUUUGAUAGGAAGGUCAUAGAGGGAUGGAACUAAGCUCCACCCCCCGAUUUAUGGCGCUUCCGCGUUGAUAGACCCCAUCCUCAACCUUUUUGGACGUCGAGAAGUGGAUGAACUCGACACCUGAGGAGUCAGGUCCAAAAAUGGGAAGGUAUGUUCGCAAAUAAUUUUUGGAAUGAAGCUCUACGCCCCCGCUUUUGACGGUUCCGCGUCGAUAGAGCCCACCCCCGACCUUCUAAGACAUUGGGAAGUGGGUGAACUCCACCACCGAGGAGUUGGGUCCAAAAACGGGAAGAUAUUUUUUCGAAUAAGUUUAAAUUUAUUUCCUUUAUUAAUGCCCCUGAGGGGAAAUUCAAUGUUUUCACUCUUGCUUGUCAAUUACACACAGGUCCACAAACAGGACCUAUACAUGCACAAAGUGGAGAGAUGUCAGAGUGAGGGGGCUGCCCUUGGUGAGGUGCCCCGAGCGGUUGGGGGGGUUCGGUGCCUUGCUCAAGGGCACCUCGGCAGUGCCCAGGAGGUGAACUGGCACCUCUCCAGCCACCAGUCCACGCUCCAUAUUUUGGUCCGGACCGGGACUCGAACAGGCGACCCUCCCAAGUCCCUAUGGACUGAGCUACUGCUGCCCCCAAACAUUCUAUCACUUCAUUAUGUCAUUUUCUUCUUCCAUCAUUCAGCUUUCUUUGAUCAUUACUUCCUGUUUGGAGUUGAAAUGAGCUGGACGAACAUUACCAAGGUAGAAUUCAACCCACAGAAUGGGACGAUGUUAUUUAUAACAAGCACUAUAAAUCUCUCAGAUGGUCAUGCUAUGAAUAUUAUGUAAGCUGUGUGAUAAUCAUUGUUUGGUUUGGAACGAGCAGAGUAGGAUGACUAAAAUGUGUAUAGAUUCUCUGAACAUGUAACUUUUUUGUGGAGCACAUUCAGCAUAUCACAUACUUCAAACAAGCGUAGCCUAUUCUUCACCGCCAUGUUAUCACUUUUGUUCAACGUGUUUAGAUUCAUUUUCUAAAUCUUAAAUGGUGCUGUGCGACAGGUAGAUUCAGAAGAUUCUCCAUAUUAAUUUAAAAUGUCAUCCUCACCAGAAUCACGUGCAUAGUUGAAGUUUGAGUUCUAGCCGCAACGAUAAAAAGCCAUAGCCUAUCACUUUGACAACUUCCCAUUGAAUGUUAAUUUAUGAAAGUGUAAUAUUUGAAUGUCCCAUGAGGCCAGGAGUUGAAGAGAAACUGCUGUAUAUCACAUAAAUAUAUGCUACUUUUCUUUAUGUCAGGCUGCAAAACCAUUAAACAGAGUACAAACCAUCUAUAAUCUAUACAGUCUCAUUUGUUGAGUUUUAGUCCGUUUUCAAUGAGUCAGUUACAAAUGUUCCUUUCAACACAUGUUCAUCUCUGAUCUCAGAAAAAAACAUUCAACUCUUUUCCCAACUUUCCUAUACAUUGGAAAAUAUUUAAUACACCAAUCAGUGUUGUAGUACUCAAGAUCGGUCUCAACACCACUUUUUGCUUGGUCUUCUCUUGGUCUCACACAAAGAGGACCUGGGACUUUAUACUACAGCUUCGGGGAUAUCACUUAA
Epinephelus fuscoguttatus (brown-marbled grouper) is the source of this 5576-nucleotide messenger RNA. It is a transcript of the gene cntn1b, whose product is annotated as contactin 1b. The coding region runs from base 245 to 3373 and encodes 1042 amino acids. The record is from RefSeq and is a predicted model, not a curated record. The transcript has 24 exons. Lineage: Eukaryota; Metazoa; Chordata; Actinopteri; Perciformes; Serranidae. Gene Ontology annotation, molecular function: cell-cell adhesion mediator activity. Gene Ontology annotation, biological process: cell-cell adhesion; brain development.